This is a messenger RNA of Fusarium keratoplasticum, 3345 nucleotides long. RefSeq names its product Transcription initiation factor TFIID, subunit TAF1. Lineage: Eukaryota; Fungi; Ascomycota; Sordariomycetes; Hypocreales; Nectriaceae. Gene Ontology annotation, cellular component: transcription factor TFIID complex. The record is from RefSeq and is a predicted model, not a curated record. The transcript has 4 exons. Bases 1 to 3345 code for a protein of 1114 amino acids. Gene Ontology annotation, molecular function: RNA polymerase II general transcription initiation factor activity; histone acetyltransferase activity; TBP-class protein binding. Gene Ontology annotation, biological process: transcription by RNA polymerase II; RNA polymerase II preinitiation complex assembly.
AUGGCUGCCGAUACCGAGUUCUCGUCAUUUGAUGAGAGUGCCUGGAAGGCCCAGAAUGCUGCCGACGACCGAGAGAUUGCGAAGCUGCUCGAGCAGAGCCAGGAGGGCGGUAAUGGCGGCCUCAAGCUCGACGAUACACCCUUCGAUCAAACCGGCAAGGCCGAGGACGCCGAGGACUUUGAGGACAUCAGCGACGAUGAUCUACCAGAGGAGGAGGAGCCAAGCGCUGGCGUUUCCAUGGAGAUGCCCGGUCUGACAGAUGAUGGCGGAACUAGUAAUGAUGCCGACGACCUGUUUGGCGAAGGACCAUCCUCACCCGAUCCGAUUCUCGGCCCUUCCUCCCCCGCGCCUCACGUUCGCGAUGCAGACACUGGUGACGAUACUCAGCCUAUGGAUGCUGGUCUCAGCUUCCCAGGCAUCAACUUCGACCCCGAACCCCAUCUCAACGGCGCGAACCAAGACCCCGACAUCCCUGCCCCGGCCGAAACCGUUGAAGAUCUCCUCAAGGCUACCUGGCCUGCUUUCAAGAAGGGACAUAUUCUGACCUGGAGUGAACUCCUUCCGGCCAAGAAGGCUACAUGGAAGGAGAAGAAGCCUGUCAAGAAGCCGAAGCCUCUUGUCACCAGCAAACUCACAUUGGAUCUCGCCCCCGACCAGGAAAAGCUCUUCCGCAUCCCCGGCACUGCAACCAUUACUCGUAAGGCGAAGCAGAAUGAAGAAAGGGGCCUCGUGGUGUGUGGUCAAGACGAUGCGAACCGAGCCGACGAUACUGUGCAAUUCGACCUUGACCAAGAAUCCGACUCGGAAACCGUUGCCGGCUUUACCCUCCGCGACAUCGAACUUGCCUGCGAGGACUGGAGUGUCCACAUUAACACUGUGGAGGCGAAUUUUAAGGCGAAGCAAGUCGCCGAGCAGGAACAGCAGCAAGCACGGAAACGCGCAUUUGAGGAGCAGGAUGAUGAGUGGGAUGCCGAAUUUUUGAUGGACCUUGGAGAUGAUGCGCCACAACGUCCCAAGAAGCGCAAGACCGUCCAGCUUGGCCUGCCUGAGAUUCCCCGAUACUCGGCUCCAUCGUUUGACAACUUUGAAGACACAACGCGCCGAGGCGCUAAGCGCGUUCAUCUCGACAUGGGCGACCCUUAUCUCCUUCUCGACACCCAAGACCUCCAGAGAAGCGCAAAGCGACCACGCCAAGACAACAAACUCAAGCGCAUGGCCAAUGGCAAUCUCGGCCGCGAUGUCUCCCAGCGAUUCAACAUUUCCAACGACGAGGCAUACGAGGCGCUCAAGGAGAACCACCAAAGCAAGGUCCGCGCAACUCUCGGCAACAUCUCUGUCGAACACAGUAUGCCUGCCAUCAAGCUGUUGUGGCCUUACUACAAGGUUAAGCUCAGUGGUACGACUGAUGAGUAUCAUCGCCCUCGCUUCAGGUACAAGAAGUUUGCUGGCCAUACCAUCAAAUUUGACAAGCCCAACCACCACAAGCGAAAGCAGAUGAAGGGCAAGGCACACGAAGUCUUUUUGAAGUCCAAGGACCUGAGCAUCAACGACAACUCCGUCGCCGUUCUUUACGAAUACUGCGAACAACGCCCCCGAGUUCUUAGCAACUUUGGCAUGGGUAACCGUCUCAUCAACUAUUAUCGACGAAAGGACAACAAUGAUGACGAACAGCUGCCCAAGCAAGAACUCGGCGAGUACCGCAUGCUUCUUCCUGAAGAUCGAUCACCAUUCUCCCUCUUCGGCACUGUUGACGCUGGUGAGACAGUUCCCACCUUGCACAACGAAAUGUAUCGCGCUCCCGUUUUCAAGCACAACCCCCGAGGCAGCGAUUUUCUCGUUGUUCGCAGCACCACUGGAGAGCACGGGUCCAAAUGGUUCCUGCACAAGAUUGACCAUCUCUACGUCGUUGGCCAACAAUUCCCUUCGGUGGAGGUUCCGGGACCUCACAGUCGCAAGGUUACGAAUGCUUCCAAGAACCGGAUGAAGAUGCUGGCUUUCCGUAUGAUUAGGCAUAGCGAUACGGACAAUUGCCAGCUGUCUGACAUCACUAAACACAUCGCCGAGUCAACCGAUACUCAGAACCGUCAAAAGCUCAAGGAAUUCCUUCAGUAUGACCGAGAGAGUGGUGAAAAGGGCAUGUGGCGUCUGAAGCCUGGAGAGAUUCUACCAGAUGAGAGCGCGAUCCGGUCCAUGAUCAAGCCUGAGGAGGUUUGUUUGCUUGAUGCAAUGCAACUCGGCAUCAAGGAGCUGGAAGAUGCCGGCUACGACCCUCGAAACGCUACUAUCGAGGACGAUGUUCAGAUGCAAGACGCAGACGGAGACGAUGAAGAUGCUGAUGAGGAUGGUAGCAGAGUGGCCAAGGGCACGAAGAAACAGCCAGAGAAGCAAGAAGAGACCCUCGCCGACAAGAUGGCGCCUUGGAAGACGACAAAAGCCUUUAUCGAUGCAUGCGCUCAAAAGGCCAUGCUGCAACUCCACGGCGAAGGCGACCCGACAGGCCAUGGUCUCGGUUUCAGUUUCAUUCGUACGUCUAUGAAGGGUGGUUAUAUCGAAGCCGUCCAAGGACCCCUUGCCACGUCGGCAGAUGCCAUGGAACGGGAGAAGCGAGCAAACGGUGGGCACGCUUACAACGUCAAGAAGCAGCAGGCCAUGUAUGAGGAGGGCAUCCGUGAGAUCUGGGAGAAGCAGAAGGCGACACUCUCAGAUGCUCAGGAACAUGACGACAAAGAUGUUGCAGUGACAGAAGAUGAGGAUGACAGAUUUAACGUGCAGUCUGCGAUGACCCCAGCGCAGUUCGACGACGGUACCAGCCAAAUUAGUGGUUUGACUUCAUCCAGCCGACACCCACGACGCGCAAUCCGCAUUACACGAGACGUCCGGAUGCCCGAUGGCACCAUCCAACAGCGAACCGAAGUUGUUCACGAUCCGGUUGUGAUUUCGCAAUAUAUGAAGCGACGAACUGAGGCGGACCUUGAAAUGAGAGACAUCUACAGUUCAAGGCCUACGGGCAAUGCCGACCAUGACCGUCUUGCAGGCAUUAGAAUCAAGAAGGAACUUGAGCGACUCGAGAAGAACAAGGCCCGACGACAAGCUCGAGAGCAGCAGAAGGAGCUGCACCAGAAAGCCAGCGCUGGUGAUGCCGCAUCACCGAGCGUUAAUGGGGAUAAGAUCCCCACUGGAACAACUCGCAAGUGUGCCAAUUGUGGCCAGGUCGGUCACAUCAAGACCAAUAAGAAGUUAUGUCCUCUGCUCAACGGUACGAUGAAGGCGGACAACGGUGCUGCCGAGCAUGGAGGCUUUGGUAACUACAACGCCCCAACGGGCACUGCUGGGUCACCAAGUUAG